GGUUAGAACUAUAACCACAUGAUAGUGUUGUGCAUUGAUUUGUAAUCCUUUAAUUUGAAUUUAUUUAAUUCUUGCACAGUGAUUUAUAUGCAAUUUUAUAUUAACAUAAUUAAUGAAAAAAGUAUUUGUACUGGAAUGAGUUUUUUGUUGCAGUAAAUGAAAAGAAAUGCUUGUCUAUAAAGAAUUUCAAGCAGUUGUGCUUGCUGGUGGAGGAGGAUCUCGUAUGACAGAACUUACUAAUGGAAAACAUAAAUGUUUGUUGCCAAUUGGAAAUAUACCGAUGAUUUGGUACCCCCUUCAGCUAUUGGAACAUGCUGGCUUUAAAGAAGCAAUUGUUGUUGUAUCCGAAGAUAUGGAACAUAAUGUAUUAUCAGCCUUAAACAGACUAAAUCUUAAAAUUAAGACAGACAUUGUUGCUGUUGAGGAUGCAGAAGACCUUGGAACUGCAGAUUCUAUCAGACUUAUUCACGAGAAAAUUUACACUGAUUUUUUAGUAAUUUCCUGUGAUUUGAUUACCAAUGUUGACAUAUGUGAAAUUUUAAACCUGUACAGAAAACACAAUGCUAGCAUUACUGCAUUGAUGUUACCUGUGCCUAAACUACCAGAGGAUUUUGUAACUCCAGGCCCUAAAAAUAAACAAAAACCUGAGACUGAUUUAAUUGGUAUAGAUAAUGAAACAGGACGUUUGAUUUUUCUGGCUUCAGCUUCAGAUUUUGAAGAAACCAUUAAUAUUUCUCAGACACUUCUAAAAAAGCACACAAGUUUCACUAUUCAUUCAAAAUUAAUGGAUGCUCACUUAUAUGUUAUUAAUAAAUGGGUUUUAGAUUUUUUGGUGCACAAUAAAAAUUUUAGUACACUGAAAGGCGAGCUUCUUCCCUAUAUAGUCAGUAAACAAUUGUCUAAACCUCCUAAACAAUGCAUGGAUGAUAAAAACACUUCUAUAGUAGGAGUAGAUUUAAAAGAAGAUAUCUUCCGUUUUGCUGUUGAGAAACCACUGGAUGAAUUAAUCAGAAAAAUGUCAGCAUACAAUGAUCACAAUUCUGAUUUAGAGGAUGCAUAUCACGGAAAUAUAAUAAGAUGCUAUGCUCAUAUUGUUAAUGGAAAAUUUGGUCUAAGAACAAACACCAUACAAAUGUAUCACCUUGCCAACAUCAAGAUAUUGGAUUUGUGGAGUAAUGAUGAUAAUAAACAAUCGUGUAUACCACGCAUUGCAACAACAGCAACUAUACAUAGCACACAGAUGCAAGAUUGUCAUGUAGAUGAGAAUGCUUUUAUCGAUGAAAAAACAUCCCUCAAACAAAGUUACAUUGGACCAAAUGCAGUUAUCGAAUCAAAGACUAGAAUAUCGCAAAGUGUAAUAAUGGAAAAUGUAACGAUUAAACAGAGAUGCGUAAUACAUAAUUGCAUACUAUGUAAUGGUUGUAUUAUCGAGGAGGGUACAGAAUUAAAGGAUUGUGUAGUUGGACCACAACACCUUGUGACCAGUGGAAGUCAACAUACUCGCGAAGUUCUUACAGACGCCGACAAGCUCAUAGAAAUUUAAUUAUAAUUGUAUUGCAUACAUCAAUUGCUUAAGUAAUAAAGCAAAGCUUGUAUUUUUUAUUGUA
Messenger RNA from Hylaeus volcanicus, 1607 nucleotides. RefSeq names its product translation initiation factor eIF-2B subunit gamma (gene eIF2Bgamma). The record is from RefSeq and is a predicted model, not a curated record. Gene Ontology annotation, biological process: biosynthetic process; cytoplasmic translational initiation. Lineage: Eukaryota; Metazoa; Arthropoda; Insecta; Hymenoptera; Colletidae. Gene Ontology annotation, cellular component: eukaryotic translation initiation factor 2B complex; guanyl-nucleotide exchange factor complex. Bases 167 to 1543 code for a protein of 458 amino acids. Gene Ontology annotation, molecular function: translation initiation factor activity; guanyl-nucleotide exchange factor activity. The transcript is spliced from 5 exons.